Molecule: messenger RNA, 3865 nt
Organism: Oncorhynchus nerka (sockeye salmon)
Lineage: Eukaryota; Metazoa; Chordata; Actinopteri; Salmoniformes; Salmonidae
Product: transforming acidic coiled-coil-containing protein 1
Exons: 14
Coding region: 668-2236 (522 amino acids)
Biological process (GO): cell population proliferation; cerebral cortex development; mitotic spindle organization
Cellular component (GO): cytoplasm
Source: RefSeq, a predicted model, not a curated record
AGUCUGGCAGCCAGCUGAUCGCUGGUCUAGCAUUCAGAGUUGGAGCGGAGGAUAGAGAGAGGCAGAGAGAAACCGAGAGAGGCAGAGGAAGAAGAGAAGAGGCUACUGAUGCUACAUUAAUCUGUAAUCUGACAGAGAGUCAGAAACCAACAGCGUCAUCACAGAACUGUCAGCCUCUGUCACAGUUUGUUCCGGAAAUCAACAAUGUAAAAGAGCAGGCUGGGAAACUAGAGCAAGAGGAGGAAGUGAAGAGAGAAGAGAGAAACGAGAGAUGCCAUAAAACCAACAUCCUCUCAAAGAGAAAGAACACACACAACAGCUCAAAGAGAGAGCUAGACAGAAGGAGAAGAGAGAGAGGUAAACAUACUCUGUGGUGAGUCACUCCUCCUCCCCCUCUGCUUUUCCUUUCCGCUCCUCUCCUCUGGUGUGUUGAUGCUGAUGCACAGAGGAGCAGCAGAACUAAGAAAAGAGUCCGAUCCAGAACACUAGCUGAAGACGAGAACUGGACGCUGUGUGGGAGUAGCAGAACCGACAAUGGAACUGUAGAACCAUCAGGUUACCAGAACUAGAACCAGGAGUAUCAUCAGAGCCAGAGCGGUGGAACCGUACCCAAAGGGUUGUGUACUGUAUAAAGGAGUGGUAGUGGACCUGGUGUGUCUCAAUAAAGAUGUCCUGGGGGUCUCUGCUGUCUCCGGUCCAGUGGGCCAAAUGGACCUGGUCAGCUGUACGGGGAGGAGGGGAGGAGGAGGACGGAGGGCCCAGAACCAAGGAUGAAGGCGGAAAUUCAGAUUCAGAAGGGAACUUUGAGACACCAGUGGCGGAGUCUCCAGGUCUGCAGAAGGACCUGACCCAGCUGGAUAACUCUGCCGACAAAGCCCUCACCAGAGAUGACGGACAGCUGACGCCCCGUGCCUUCCUGGACAGGAACUCCAAUCAGGAUGUUUAUCCCGCCUCCCUCCAGGAAGUCCAGGAUGCCCUGAACAACCUCAAUAGCCCCUCCCCCUCCCAGAGCAGAGCAGGUUUGGACCAGAACCUAAACCUGAUGUUUACCUCCAGACCUGGAGAAGAUGGUCUCUCCCCGUCCCCUCUGCCUCAGCCCCGCGCCCUACGUCCCCCCUCGCUCCCCGUCCACAACCCCCCCGUCCCCGCUGAGUUUGAGGAUCUUGCUCCUAUGACCUCUGACCCCAAUGGCAACAUCAACUCUCACCCCAACAGCCUGACUUCUGAAAUGGACAGACCAGAGGACUCAGACAGACAGUCACCUAGGAAGAGCACAGGCAUCACGACCGCUGAGCAGGUCCGUUUCCUCUGUAUGACGCUGAACUCCUGUAAAGUGAAGAAGCUGGACAACCAGACUCCAUUACAGAACACCUGCGGACAGGAGAACGACCACGGCGAGGGCCACGCCACAGAUGAGGAGAAGCUAGCCAGCACAGCAGGAGUCAGAGCAGACAGAGAUCACAACGGGACAGAACUGAGAGUGUCAGGCAGAUCAGAGGAGUCAGACUGCUGUUCUAUGUAUGAGGACACCUGCCAGCUGAAGAACGCCAAGCUGGGAGGAAGUGACACGGAGAAGAAGACAGGAAGUGAGGUUCUAGACUCGAUUUGCAUCAGCGAGGCAGAGAAGACGACUGUUCUCACUCUCAUCAGAGGGGAGAUCAUCACUAAGGAGAUGGAGGCCAAUGACUGGAGGAGGAAGUAUGAGGACAGCAGACAGGAAGUCAUGGAGAUGAGAAAGAUAGUGGCAGAGUAUGAGAAGACCAUCGCCCAGAUGAUUGAGGACGAACAGCGCAACACCAUGAGCUCCCAGAAGUCUUUGCAGGCUGUAAGCAUGGAGAAGGAGUCGGCCCUAACAGACCUGAACUCAGUAGAGCGCUCGCUGUCCGGUAUGUUCCGCCGCUACGAGAACAUGAAGAGCACCCUGGACGGCUUUAAGAAGAAUGAGGAGGUGUUGAAGAAGUGUGCUCAGGAGUAUCUGGCCAGAGUCAAGCAGGAGGAGCAGAGAUACCAGACGCUCAAACUCCAUGCCGAGGAGAAACUAGACAAGGCUAAUGAGGACAUAGCCCAGGUACGCAGCAAGGCCAGCUCUGAGAGUGUUGCUCUGACCGCCAGCCUGAGGAAGGAGCAGAUGAGGGUAGAGUCUCUGGAGAAAGCUCUGCAGCAAAAGACCGAGGAGAUCGAGGAGCUCACCAAGAUCUGUGAUGAGCUCAUCGCAAAGAUGGGCAGAACAGACUGAGAGAGAUUCCAUACUUCCGAAUCGACCAAUCUUGACCCUCCAAGCCAACCCUGCCUACAACAUAUAGUGUAUUCCUGUGCAUGCCUCCAGCCAAUGAGCAGCUAGCUCUAUUUCCCCACAGGGCGCCUGCACCUAGUGCUGCUGUACUGGUCAAAUGUCAUACCAUAACCCAUUUCUCUUAGUCAACAUUAGUGCAGUAUUUGGAGAAUAGGGUGUAAUUUGAGCCUGUGUUAUGUACAUGUGGACUCACCUUUUUGGCUUGGUCAUUAUUUACCACGCAAGACCCCACACCCGUUUGUCUUUCUGGACUGUAACAUAAACACAAUAUAAUGUGCUGUCUUGGCAUUGCAUAGGUUUGUGCUUAUUUAACUUAGGAUAACAUUUUGUUAAGCAUUUAUUAAUAUAUUAUACACAUAAACCCCACACUUACAAAACACCCUGGCUGAAAUGUACUGUACAUAUGGUACUGUACAUAUGGUACUGUACAAAUGGUAUUUAUUCUGAACACUAGGAGACUAGGGCAGGACCAGGUAGACAUUCUCUAGGCUCCAGGACAGUCAGGGGUCAGGGGUGAGCUAUGCUUGACCCCUUUGUAUAACUGCACUAUUAUAGGGAGGGGGGAUGUGGGAGUAGGUUCAGGGUUAGGAUGCACUACUAUAGAUAGGGGUGGGGUGGGGGGUUGUCCUGGGAAAAAUAAAGCUUUUCUCCUGUCUGUAUAUGAGGUGUUGUGUUAGCAGAGGAAGAGGAGCUGUACAGUGACUGUGUAUUCUGUACGACUUCAGCACAACUGCACAGGGGAGGGUUUCCCACUGUCCUCAGCUGUACCUGGUUAGUCUCUUUCUCAGGCCAGAGGGGUGGAGCAGAGUGUAGUACACUCAGUAAGUGGAAAUCUGGAUAUGGUGAAGUUAAUACAAAGACUAUAUAUUUGUAUAUGCACAAACAAAUACCGUAAACUGGGAGAGUGUUUGAUUUGGUUUUUCAAAAUCCAAAAUUGUUUAAAAUCUCCUGUGGCCGUGGAUACCUGUAGUAUUUGGGUAUGAAACGUUACGGCAUGGAUGUAGGGAGAAUUGUUCAGGGAUUAUGUGAGCUCCCAUGAGCCCUGCUCAAAGGUAGAGCACUAUAUAGGGAAUAGGGUGCCAUUUGGGAUGGAAUCACUGUGUUUCACUGCAGCACCUAGUUAGUGGCAUAGAAAGUUCCAGUGUGUUUCUCAUAUUCACUGUUCACUGCUUCACUGUUCUCAGCUAACCUGGUUCUGUUAAAUACUCUUCCACAGUGGAGAGUUUCACACCAGCUCACAGUACUAGUUCCCCCUCCGCCACACUGCACUGUGGAUGACGUAGUUAAACAAUAUAACACGCAUGCAUGCAGUGAAACACCACGUAGACAUACAUACAUGUGCCAGUGUCUAUAAUACACAUCUUUGUGCCAUACUGAAGUUGUAGCUUCAUUGAAAGUUUCUUUAGAUAAUAUUGUUUUUAACGGUUUGUACAUCACCAAUGAUCCCUUUUUGCAUUGUCAUUAAUAUUUGUAAAGUGAAUAAGAAGCAUUCAGCUGUACUGACUUUUACUGUACAGACUAUGUUGACUAAUAUGUGCAGUGUGUGUGCUGAGUAAACAUGACUAGUAAUAA